Opisthorchis viverrini is the source of this 8388-nucleotide messenger RNA. RefSeq lists its product as hypothetical. The record is from RefSeq and is a predicted model, not a curated record. The coding region runs from base 86 to 8134 and encodes 2682 amino acids. NCBI's taxonomy places the organism in Eukaryota, Metazoa, Platyhelminthes, Trematoda, Opisthorchiida, Opisthorchiidae. Gene Ontology annotation, molecular function: protein kinase binding. Gene Ontology annotation, biological process: intracellular protein localization. Gene Ontology annotation, cellular component: membrane; cytosol. The transcript is spliced from 38 exons.
GUUGCUUGUGAGCUCAGUCUUGUGCUUUUAUGGACGCAUCAGACAACAUAUCUCUCUUGAGCGUGGUGCGGUCAUAUUGAGUGAGAUGAAAAGCAGCCUGAUGUAUUUGGAAUCGGCGACCAGUUUGACGUGCAUCGAUGAACCUGACGGCUGCAUUCUUAGUUCUCGGUUUCUUGCAGAAUUUUUAAGCACACUGUACGACUCUUCUCACUCUUGGUGGUACAUGCUGACGAUCGUGUACGUGUACAGUCGUUGGGGUCGGGGAGAAAUACAAGUGUACAUAAACGGGGCUUUGCAGUCUUCUGUGGAACUUUCAUGGUACAUUGGGUCAGAUCAUUGUCCCUCAUUUCGCGGUCGGCUGUCGUCGGUGAUGGGGUUCAGCGUGGCGUUGUCGCAAGAACAGGUGGAGUCAAUCUUCGCGCUUGGUGUAGAAUAUCAGGGUCUAUUUCAGUUUGAAAGCGAAUGUAUUCGAGACCUAUCAGAGCAACAUCGCAAGUUGAUCUAUGGUACUGGCAACCUACACAGCAGUCUUAUGUUUGCGUAUCUUCCUUCGGCUCGAGAACAAAACUUGUGUCUGAAUCGUGCACCUAAAUGUCCCGAAGUGUUCGCUCACAGCUCUCAUGCAGUCAUGCACGGAAAUGUGGAAGCUGUUUUGAAGACAACCGUCCAUUCAGCAUUUCACAGUCUUGGAGGAGUGGAAGCAUUGUAUCCUUUGUUCGAACUCAUUGACCUUCCACUGUCUCAUGAUUCGGAAAAGCCAUCUUCCCAUCAUCACAAUCGCUCCGAUGAAAAGAUUAUGAAUUCUGUAGCACCUUUAACCGUCGAAACUGAAGAUUCGUUUACGAUCGUCUUAUUUGAUCUUCUGUUCAACUUGGCUCGAGCUUCUCCAUCGAUGGGAUGCCAGCUGGUUCAGACCAAAGGACUACUGUUGUUUGCAGCUGCACUACAAUCUGCCUCGCCAGCUCACCUGAAUGGAACCUUGCUCACGCGCUUUAUAGACUUGGCCCGUGAACUAGUUCAUCGCGCUGACUGCCUUCGGUCUGGCACGCUCGAUUCGGCUCCGAUGAUGCACUCCUCGUUCGUUUUACUGUUGCUUCGACAUCUGCACGGCUAUUUAUUUUGCAACCCAAACGUGUGGAUUCGAGCACCGCUUGAAGUACAGGACCAACUGUAUCAAUUCUUGGCGACGGAGUUUCUGGCCGAUGUUGUUCGACAUGGGUGCGUGAAUAGAACGACUACCGUGUUCCAGUCUAUCUAUACUCUUAAGUACUAUUAUGCCCUUGCAGAUCCUCGCAAACGUAGUGGUUUCCAGUUGAAAACUCCAGACAACCUACCGCUUUCCAACACGGACGAGGUAUUGAAAUUACGUGCCAAUCUUCUUGUGUAUAUCAAACAACUGGUGGUUCGUCAUGGCUCCAUUCUGGAUACCGAACUACAAGCGCUGCUUAAUUACCUACUAAUUGUUCAUGAGGAUGAGAAUUUGCACGAUGUGCUGUAUCUGAUCACAACGUUAGCCAUAGAGCAACCCUCGCUGAUGGGACCUGCUUUCAUCCGGAAUGACGGACUGCAUGUGGUUUUCAAACUCCUGGCUUCCGACGACGAACACAUUCGGGUGUAUGCCAUCAAACUGCUCGGCUUCCAUACUCAACAGUGUAGACUAUUAAAACGCGAAGAUCCUAUGGAGCGGUACCGUCUGUUCACCAUGCUCGCCGAUCAGCUGAGUCAUUCCACACCGGCUAUGUCGAUGCUCACCUACAAUGUUUUAAUAGAGGUAUUGCUGGAUGACAUUACCACGAAACCUCAUUUAACCCCCAUGUCUCCGCUCCCAAAGGAGGCAACCAUCAAAAAUGCCAGUGUUUUACGCGUUAUUUCGACCUUGAUCCGCCGCUCUCCUGCCACUCCCGAACUGCAACUCAUUAAGCAAACAUUCCUACGACACCUGAUUGCUCUGUGUGGUGAAAACGCUACAAAUAGACGAACACUGUUACAGCUUUCUCUGUGGCAAGACUGUAUCUUCCAGCUUACUCCAUUCUAUCCGGCUUCGGAGGAUGAGGCAGUGAUAUUGGCUUGUGUUAUGAAAAUCCUACGUGUUCUUCUGUUCCACGCUAUCCGUUAUGAACGUGACGGAUGGCGUGUAUGGAUCGAUACAUUGGCUUUGCUUCACUUGUGGCUGGAAAAGACGAACAAACAGGUGGAUCUUGUAGACGAGCUUACAUCCACGGAGAAAACUUCUAAAAGAUUGGUUGGAACCGCAGCUUCCGAUGCAGCCUCGACUGAUGCUGGACUGGACUUAGCUAAUCCGACUGCUCGCCAAGUGAUUAAUCAGCUAGCUACAUCUGGUGCCUCCGAGGUUUCACAAUCAUCUUCUGUGUCAAACUCAUCUCCUCCAUCUCUGAAUGGUUCUUUGGCACAUGACGAUGGGGAACUGAAACGCCCCGAACAACAAUCGCGUACACUUGAUCUCCCACAAACCCCGAAUUCAUCGAAACCGCGAAAAUCUGUGACCGAGCGUUUUCUGGGUCCGUUCAGGUGGUCCCACUUGCAUCAGUUACUCUUGGAUGAUCUCCUGAGUUCGAUUGAAGAGGAAUUGGGCUUAGUUUCAUCAAAAAAUGUGCCAUAUCAAGAUGGUUAUUCAAUCAACCCAGUACGGUCCCCAAAGCACGGAUUCACGGGCGACGAUCAAUCCCCCUCGUCCUUUGCGGGUGAAUUCAUUGGAGUAUCUUUGGAUGCGACAGAUAGUGGCGCUCAACUGGAAAAUCGUGCGUUAACCGUUCUACACGACCCGCCGAAUAACUCGUUUGCUAUUAACCUUAUCAACGUUCUCGCUGAUUGUACUGAUGUUCUAGUGAGUGCCAGUGGUGGCCUUCUACCUCUGUUGGCUGCAGCCACUUCACCUACGGGUGAGGUUGGUGUUUUCGAGUCGGUCGAUAGUAUCUCCAUGAGUGACAGCAUGACGUUCAUCCUUCGAACAGCCUUCAUAGUUGAUCUAUGUCUUUUGCACACCGACUUGGGGAUUGUGGAAAAGCAGCGAAACAUGGCAUCUGGAUCUAUCGUGCGCCAAUUUGCAAGGCUUUAUCUCACUGCGACCGUUCGAAACUGUUUGGAAUCACGAUUUCUCCACCUGCAGCCGUCACAUCAAUUGGUCCUUCAACUUAAGUCUUUCACUUUUGACCGGGACACUACACGAUUUGUCUCGUUAACUGCCAAUGAUGCAGAACCAUUCUCACUGAAACAUGUCAAAACGCGUUCGGAAUCUCGCAGUUCGACUGGAUCCACUGAAACGGAUUCCACUGGCGAACAUACCAUCACUCACCGGUUCCAAUGUUCACAACUUCUUGCAAAUAUUCUCCAACCGGCAUUUGAAAUUGAGCUAGAAAGCAUGGCUGUUCGUCUACUUUGCUUGACACAGUUGGUGGAAACACAUGCCCUGCGAUCGAAUUCACGUCUUGGUUUCUGUGCUUUCCCCUGGCGGUCUAUCACCUCUCUGUCGACGCACCAACUUUAUCGACUUCACGAACUAAAACAGCAACAUGACGCGAAGAUUGUCCACAUGCCUAAGGAAAUUCAGCGUUUAGUGUAUUCGCUACGUCCUACACUGAAUUAUCCAGUGGUACUAGAUCAAUCUUUUCUCAAAGGUGUAAUUCAACCACUCCACGAACCUCAGAGUUUGCUACAACCACGUGAUCUGAAUCGUCUUCAGGGCAUCAUUUUCAAGAGUGAGGAAAUGAACAAAGUGCCAGAAUUCCUGGCCAUGGCGAUUGCGUACUUCGUGUCCGCCCUCAUGGUUGCCAAAUAUCGUGAUGUGUUGGAACCGAAUUUGGACGUCUUUGGCGCUGUUCCCUCUGACCGGUUUGCUUCCACACAGUCAUCCGAAAACUCUCGACACCCUUCAGCGCCAAAUGACGUGGCCUCUGUCCCUAACACGUACGAUGUCGAAACUAACAAUAAUCAGUCCAUCCCGGACACGACUACAACCGAAGUUGAUGAAUCGGAAGAUGAUGCUACUUACUCGACACAAAAGACAACGAGCGAUAAUAUAUCCCAAGAUACGACCAGCACUCACUCGAGCCGUGGGGAGGAUGUGUUGAUAUCCAAACUAAAUACGGUUCUCACUUCGGCUGCCGUCUUUCUUCGUGAUCUGUUGACAGAUUUUUUCAAUCACUUCUCGAAGCAGUUACUUGGAUCUCACGGUCAAACUCUGCUCACCACCGGAUUGUCGAGCAUACGAGAGGAUCAGUCGGCUGUCGGUCUCGUUAUGUUGCUGUGCUCACAGGAAUGGCAAACCUCAUUGCAAAAGAAUGCCGGAUUGGCCUUCAUUGAACUAAUUAACGAAGGGCGCGUGCUUAAUGCCGCUACGCGCGAGCAUUUACUACGCGUCAGUGAAGAGGCAGUCUUUCUGCUUUGUCGUCUUGCUACGACUGACACGAGAUAUCAUGCACAGUUUUGUGAGCUCGCCGCGCGUUGGUCUGCCCACAGUAAGGAGGAGAUGCGUCUGUGCGAUCAUCUGAUUAGUGCGGCUCGACGGCGAGACCAGUUGUCAGCGUUGUUUCUUAACAAUAAUGUCCACCGCUUGUUAAAUCAACUUCUCAGCAACUGGGCAUUCUUUGUGCAGUUGCCGACUGAGUUGGCUGUAGGAAUUCGAAAUAACCAAAGCCCAUAUAAACGAAGUCCAGUCACUAAAGAAUUUUAUCUUCUCGAUUGCUGGGAGGAUGACAGUCGCAGACGACGUCGCUUCUCACCCAACCCUUACGGAAGUAGUCAUGCUUCGGCAGUGCUCUAUGAUGUGCACCCUUCAAUCCAGCCAAAGGCCCAGCCUAAACCUCAACUGGAAGCAGUCUUAAAAUCUUCUCUCGCUCAUUCUGAUAUUCUGGAUCAGUCUACGGAAGAUAUAGAAGACAAUUCACAUGCGUCAUCCACCCCGGAUUCCUUGUCUGGACAAACAGAAACUCGAGGUUCGGAGCUAGAAGAUAUUUUCAGUCAGUAUGAAGAAAUCACCGAAUCCAUGGAUUUUGUCGUGUUUCCUGAAGAUACGAUUCUGUUCUCCGUGCCUUGCGUUAUGGUAUCUUUCGGAAUCAGUAUUCGUGGAACUUUGUCAGUCUCUAAGUCUGAUCUACGUUUCGAGCGUGAUCCGAGCAAUCCUCAUAAUCAGAAUUUGGAUAAAGACGUGCUUGUGUAUGUCGAGCCCGCUCGCACGAGAUGGUUGUUCUCCGAAAUCCAGGCCGUCUUUGGUCGUCGCUACUUACACCGUACGAUAGCGAUUGAACUAUUUGUAACCUGUCGAAACUCCGUGUUUCUGGCGUUCGAAGAUGCUGAUACCUUGAAGCGUGUUGUUAACGUGCUUCCUCCCGUUGGUGUUGGAUCCAAGUACGGACUGCCGCGUGCUCGGACUGUCAGUCUAGACAGCCCGCGACGUCUUUUUCAACAGUCCAAUAUGACGCAGCGUUGGCAAUGUCGGGAAGUAUCCAACUUCGAUUAUUUGAUGUAUUUGAAUACGAUCUCUGGACGAACUUAUAAUGAUAUGAACCAGUAUCCAAUAUUCCCAUGGAUUUUGUCUAACUACACAAGUGAACAGUUGGACCUCAACGAACCGACAAACUAUCGUGACCUAUCGAAGCCAAUUGGUGCUCUGGAUCCGAAACGGAAGGCCUAUUUUGACGAACGGUAUGCGACAUGGGACGAUGACUCCCAGCCGCCGUUUCAUUACGGCACACAUUACAGCACAGCAGCCUUUGUGCUUGGUUAUUUGCUACGUAUCGAACCAUUUACUACUCUGUUCCUCCAUCUUCAAAGCGGAAAGUUUGACCAUCCGGACAGGACAUUCUUUUCUGUUGGUCGGACAUGGGAUAACUGUCGAAGGAAUACUUCGGAUGUCAAAGAACUAAUACCCGAGUUUUUCUACCUGCCUGAAAUGUUCGAAAAUCCGAAUGGUCUGACUCUUGGGACCACGGAGGACGGGGAGGAUAUUGGAGUGGUAACUCUACCACCGUGGGCUUCCACUCCGGAGGAGUUUGUUCGAAUACAUCGGCAGGCGCUGGAAUCAGAAUUGGUAUCUUGUCAGCUACACCACUGGAUUGAUCUCAUAUUUGGCUAUAAACAAAGGGGAGCGGAGGCCGUUGCAGCAACUAAUGUGUUUCACUACCUUACCUAUGAGGGAAGCGUUGAUUGGAGCAAGAUAACUGAUCCGGUCUUGAUCAAGGCGGUAGAAGACCAGAUUCAUGGAUUCGGUCAAACGCCAGCUCAAUUGCUGAGAACACCGCAUCCCCAUCGCAAUUCCGCUCUGCACAUAGAUCCUCUGAUGUUUAGUCAGUUGCGAUCGGACUUCUGCACGGUUUUCAAGUUCUACUCGAAUUCUCCCGUUAUGUUCAUCAGUUGCCACACGGACUUGUCAAGUUUGCCGUUCCCAUCGGUCCUCACAGUAACCGCAAGUCGGACGGCUGUUUUAACUCGGUGGAACAGUGCAUCAGCAGGUAAUUUUGUGUCAAUUACUAAUAUGCUUGACAAAAGAAAUCGUUCAGCUGUAGCAUCCUUUCACUGCCUAACUGGUUGCUCAAGUCGAGACAGGAGAAGUCGAGGUGCAGAGGCCAGGUUCGAACCACCGACCUUCCGGUCAGUAUAUUCGUGUUCGAACCACAGCCAUGUCCUUGUUUUAUCCCAGAAUAGCUUUUCUUACUGUUCCAAGGUGAUGGUUUGGCAACUCAUCGUCUAUCCGUUUUUUUUCAGAUUUGUUUGUUUGUUUGACUCGUGCAAGCUUCCACCACCAUUUUUGACAUUACCCGUUCCGCACCUGUUAUUCGUUCCCCGAUUGGUUUAUAUGGUUCACAAGGCUCUCAACUCAUUUAUUACUCCAGUUUGUCUGAUCACAGUACUUAUUAGAUCCCUCGUGUUAUUCUUUCAUCGUUUCAAUAACUUCACUAUCUCUUGUAUCCACAACCUAGCCCGCGCGCUUCCUAUUCGUCCUUCGAAAUCAUCGUCUUCAUCUGCGGAGACUGAGGUAACGUCAAGUUCCUCUGGGAAAGUCAGUAACGCCGUAGAUGACUCCGAAAAUCGUGCGCCUUCUUCAACCAGUGCAACUGACGAACCAACCAGAAAGUCCUCCCACCGCACUGAGGAGUUAGGAGCAGUCACACAUGGCGGUACACCUUUGGAAACUCAUAUUUCCUACUUAUUGUCAAAUGACUUGCCCUCCUCUCAACACAUUUCACCGCAUGGUCACUGUCUUGGUGAGAAUUUUGAUCUCAAUCUCGAAGUCCAAAACCAGCAGUUUGCGACGAUCCUGGAUAACCGGGUGUUGCUUGUAUGCGGUUACGACGAUUCCUCAUUCCGACUAUACUCUAUGGAAACUGCUCACUUUAUUCAAGCAGUCUACGGCCAUUUUGAUAUCGUCACCUGCAUUUCCCACUCCGAAUGUCAACCCGGUGAUCAUUGCUACCUGGCUACUGGAAGCCGCGAUUGUACCGUAAAACUGUGGAUCUACAACACACGCCGCCUCGCUGUUCUGGGCGACCGAGCUAAUGGCCAUGCAUCAGCUUUGGUUACAAUUAUUGGACAUGAAACGGAAGUAACAUCCGUCAGUGUUUCUGCCGAAUUGGGACUGAUUAUUAGUGGAUCUAAAGCCGGAACUUGCCUCUUGCACACCACCCGAGGUAAAUUGCUUCGUCAGUUGGUGACACUAUCUCCUGUCAACAAUCCACAACCGGACAACUCAGAGAACACUCCUCUUUCCAUCAGUGCCCGUCCUCCGAUUCGUCUUGCAUCCUAUCAUCGUGAGGGCUAUCUGCUGGUCCAAAUUGGCUCCACUACUUUGAAUUUGUACACUCUGAAUGGCAAGCUAAUCAAAUCCAGUGAUCUAAACCAUUUGGCGGCGGUCACAAACUAUGAACUAACUGCUGUUGUGUUCAGUACCUGUGGACGCUAUUUGUUGGUUGCAGGUAGUGACGGGGUCGUUUGGGUACUGCAUAGUCAUAGUUUGGCUCCGAUUCACACAUUUCCCCGUUGCGAUGCUCCGAUCCGGUCCCUCACUGCCGCGAAAGCACAACGAUUCCUGUUGGUUGGUCUCGCAACUGGUUCACUGGUCGUCUUCUACCUGGACUUCAGUCGUUGGCACCAUGAGUUUCAAGAGCGCUACUCCGACUAGUUCCCGACAGUUUUGCCGCCGUGAUAGCUAUGGUAUAUGUCCUCGGCCUACUGAUGAGCAUUUGUUUUGGGUUCCCAUUCCCAAGCAGUGUGGUUACUUUCGUUCAUUUUUGUGAUCAUAUCAACACAUUCCUCUUUUUGACUUAUCGUGUUUUUGUGCACCCACAUUUGUUGUCUCUUUUGUAUCUGCACUUCUUGAGGCUGUCACUCUUCAUCUCGUGAAUACCCGUGAUAUGAGUAAAUCGUUAAUGGACA